CCUGGUGUAGCACUGUCUUCGCCUAUUCAUAAUGUUAACAGUUUCGAAGAAGGUUGCCAAUCUCGCCCUCUCCAAACCUAGUUUGAAGCAAAGCAAAAUAACAACCGUCCUUCCUAUCUCUCCACAGGGACUUGAGAGGGUGCAACUGAGACAAAUAUUAUUUUAAAUGUAAGUCUGCUGAUGGGGCACGUGGAACCACUGCAGGUGAUAAUGUUGUUGUUGACAGUGGCAGCAGUGAUGUUGUCCGUGAACACGAAGAUGACUCUGGGCAGGAGCAUUGAAGGCGAAACAAGGAAGCCGGCUACUAAUGCCACAGGUGUUGCGGAGUCGUGUAUGGCACGAGUUCUUCAUCUUCUACCAUCUACAACUCUUCGUCUUAGCAUCCAGGACACAGAGACACUGCUAGCAAAUCUACGUGAACCCAUUGAUCAGCUCAACUACGCGAACGCUGACACAGCAUCCCUAUCUGCUUUGCUAGGUGGACGUCAGAAUGCUGAUAUGUUGGUUCGGUGUCUGAGUGGGCAACUUGAGCAAUGUCGUCAAAGUCACCCAUGCAGCAAUGCCGGAAAGUGCAUUUUCAGCGGAUCCCGACAAGGGAAAGGCUCGUCGUACAUUUGCAACUGCAAUGAUGGUCAUACUGGAACGUUUUGUCAUACCGUUCUGCCAUCCUGCGCUGGAAAUCCAUGUCAGAACGGUGCAACAUGUCAACAAAGAGGGUCAUCAUUUCAUUGUCACUGUCCACCUCUAUAUACUGGACACCAUUGUGAACAAAUGUGGCUGGAUGCAAGAACGUUCCGAAAGUACGCAAACACAGUGCAUCAAAUCAGUGAUCAGAUGAAGAACCUGGAGCGAGGGAUAGACGCAGCGAGACUUAUGGACGUCAGUCGGAUCGAAACCUUUCUACAGAGACUUGAGCAAACGGUCAUUAUUAAGUUCAAUUCCACUCUGACUCAGCUUUCAUCUGAAGUUGCAACACUGGUAAGCACAGUAUUUAUAUAUGUUUUGUGAAACUCUUCUAACGCU
Molecule: messenger RNA, 1023 nt
Organism: Sycon ciliatum
Lineage: Eukaryota; Metazoa; Porifera; Calcarea; Leucosolenida; Sycettidae
Exons: 5
Coding region: 181-1008 (275 amino acids)
Biological process (GO): establishment or maintenance of epithelial cell apical/basal polarity; heterophilic cell-cell adhesion
Cellular component (GO): protein-containing complex; plasma membrane
Molecular function (GO): calcium ion binding
Source: RefSeq, a predicted model, not a curated record